Thalassophryne amazonica is the source of this 1511-nucleotide messenger RNA. RefSeq names its product mitogen-activated protein kinase kinase 4a (gene map2k4a). The coding region runs from base 218 to 1504 and encodes 428 amino acids. The record is from RefSeq and is a predicted model, not a curated record. The transcript is spliced from 13 exons. NCBI's taxonomy places the organism in Eukaryota, Metazoa, Chordata, Actinopteri, Batrachoidiformes, Batrachoididae. Gene Ontology annotation, molecular function: JUN kinase kinase activity; ATP binding. Gene Ontology annotation, biological process: protein phosphorylation; MAPK cascade.
UUGACGUUUGAUGUCGCUGGUCAGCUGAUUGCGGCUCGAGGGCUUGUGUGCUAGCUGAGUUAGCUUCGCCUAGCUGGAUGUUUGUUUUGGUGGAUGCUGCUGCACAGGCGGCCUUUGACGUAGGACACCCCGUCGUUUAGCCCGCAGUCAGGUUCCCCCUGUGUCUAUCGGUGUCCGGCUGUUUUUGCUCUCCCGGUUUUCGGCGCUGCCGCUGCUGAUGGAAUUCAAACAAACUGCAAUGGCGACUCCCGGUCCGAACAGCUCGAGCCCCGCGGGCAGCGCGACCCCCGGAGCCGCGGCGCAGCACCACUUCCAGAGCCAGCACAUCACCACCAUGAGCCCGGUGCCCGAGUCCAACACGUGCUGGAGAUGUCAGAGUGAAACAGGGUUUCAGAUAAACCUGUCUGGAGCUCCCCCAAGUAAACGUAAAGCCCUGAAGUUGAAUUUUGCCAAUCCUCCAAUCAAACCUACCACCAGAUUUACACUGAAUACAGCGGGACCGCCGUUUCAGAACCCGCACAUAGAGCGACUGAGAACGCACAGUAUCGAGUCAUCUGGGAAGUUGAAGAUCUCCCCGGAGCAGCACUGGGACUUCACAGCUGAGGAUCUCAAAGAUCUGGGCGAGAUUGGGCGAGGAGCUUAUGGCUCAGUCAACAAGAUGGUGCACAAGCCGAGCAACCAGAUCAUGGCGGUCAAGAGAAUUCGAUCAACAGUUGAUGAAAAGGAACAGAAGCAGCUGCUCAUGGAUUUGGACGUGGUCAUGAGGAGCAGCGACUGUCCUUACAUCGUGCAGUUUUACGGCGCUCUCUUUAGAGAGGGUGACUGUUGGAUUUGUAUGGAACUUAUGGCUACCUCGUUAGACAAAUUCUACAAAUUUGUAUAUUGGUCAUUAGAUGAUGUGAUUCCAGAAGAAAUAUUAGGAAAAAUAACAUUAGCUACUGUGAAAGCACUUAACCACUUAAAAGAAAACUUGAAAAUAAUACACCGAGACAUAAAACCGUCAAACAUCCUCCUGGACAGGAACGGCAACAUAAAGCUGUGUGACUUUGGCAUCAGUGGGCAGCUGGUGGACUCAAUCGCCAAAACCAGAGAUGCUGGGUGCAGACCGUACAUGGCACCGGAGAGAAUAGACCCGAGUGCGUCACGGCAAGGCUAUGAUGUCCGCUCUGACGUUUGGAGUUUGGGAAUCACACUGUAUGAGCUGGCCACGGGGCGAUUUCCCUACCCUAAGUGGAACAGUGUGUUUGACCAGCUGACCCAAGUGGUUCGAGGAGAUCCACCACAACUCAGCAACUCGGAUGAGAGGCGCUUCUCUCCCAAAUUCAUCGCCUUUGUCAACGUGUGCCUCACGAAGGAUGAGUCCAAAAGGCCAAAGUACAAAGAGCUGCUGAAAGACCCUUUCAUUCAGAUGUACGAGGAGCGCUUGGUCGACGUAGCCGGUUACGUUUGCAGGAUCCUGGAUCAGAUGCCGUCUUCCCCCAGCUCACCGAUGUAUAUGGACUGAUAGGACA